Molecule: messenger RNA, 734 nt
Organism: Aricia agestis (brown argus)
Lineage: Eukaryota; Metazoa; Arthropoda; Insecta; Lepidoptera; Lycaenidae
Product: coiled-coil domain-containing protein 12
Exons: 3
Coding region: 219-695 (158 amino acids)
Cellular component (GO): post-mRNA release spliceosomal complex; U2-type spliceosomal complex
Source: RefSeq, a predicted model, not a curated record
GGUGUUGUAGGAUUUUAUAAGUUUGUAAUGUUUUAGAAGGCGAUAUUUCAUUUUUUAAUAGUAAUUUAGCAGAUUACAACUGUACUUAUCAAACGCUUUCUCUGAACAUUGAGUUUAUUACAAAACUUGUAUACUUAGACAGUGUUAACAAAAAGUAUCAUACCAAACAAACCAAACAUUUUAAACUAUUUUAACAUAAUAUUAUAUAAUACAAUAGUAUGGUGAUAGCUGACAUCAUGGAUGGAGUUGGAAGCUUAGAGGAACAAGCCCUGAAAAGGAAAGAGAGACUCAAAAACCUUAAACGUAAAAAUACCAAUGAAGAUAGUUCAAGUUCUAAGUCUGAUGCUAUACAGCUUCCUAAACCAAAAUUCAGAAGCUACAAGCCACAAGACGAAAGUCUACAAGAAGUAAAGUUAGCAGAUGCGGAGCCACCCGCUGUCGACGAACAAGUCAAGGAUCUCUUAGAGGCUGGUAAAGAAAAGGUGGUGCUACAAGACUUAGACAUAUCUAGCUUAGCUCCGAGGAAACCUGAUUGGGAUCUGAAGAGAGAUGUAGCGAAGAAGCUAGAGAAAUUAGAAAGGAGAACACAGAAAGCCAUCGCCGAGUUGAUAUGGGAGAGAUUAAAACAUGGAACAGAAGAAAACCUCGGAGCUAUAAUGACUAUGACUGAUAAUAAAGCUACGGAUGAUGAUUGAAAAUGUGUUUAAAUUUUGUGAGCAAGAUAGUUAAAUCCU